Messenger RNA from Hyaloscypha bicolor E, 1392 nucleotides. Its product is annotated as BAR-domain-containing protein. Lineage: Eukaryota; Fungi; Ascomycota; Leotiomycetes; Helotiales; Hyaloscyphaceae. Gene Ontology annotation, molecular function: protein binding; lipid binding. The coding region runs from base 1 to 1392 and encodes 463 amino acids. Gene Ontology annotation, cellular component: Rvs161p-Rvs167p complex; actin cortical patch; medial cortex. The record is from RefSeq and is a predicted model, not a curated record. The transcript is spliced from 2 exons. Gene Ontology annotation, biological process: plasma membrane tubulation; endocytosis; actin cortical patch localization.
AUGAGCUUCAAAGGUUUCCAGAAGAGCGUGAUUCGAGCGCCUCAAACCUUCAAGGCGAAAUUUAACUUGGGCGAGAAUACCAAGGAUGCCGUCUAUAUCGAUGCGGAACGGCGGUUCCAGGAGUUGGAGAAGGAGACGAAGAAACUCCACGACGAGAGCAAAAAAUACUUUGACGCAAUUAACGGGAUGAUGACCCACCAAAUCGAGUUCUCCAAGGCUAUCGCGGAAAUUUACAAGCCCAUUUCAGGUCGUGUGUCGGAUCCGGACUCGAUAGUCCAGGAAGGGAACCCAGAAGGCAUCAGGGCUUGUGAGGAAUACGAGUCGAUUGUGCAGGAUCUCCUGGCCACCCUUCAACCCGAGCUAGAGAUGAUCGAAACACGAGUAAUUAAGCCUGCGGAUGAGUUAUUGGAGAUCAUCAAAGUCAUAAGAAAGACCGCAACGAAACGACAGCACAAGCAAUUAGACUAUGACCGGCACCGAGCGACUUUGAAAAAGCUGCAAGAUAAGAAGGACAAGAGUCUAAAGGAUGAAAAAGCGAUGUACAAAGCAGAAAACGACGUGGAACAAUCCACCCAGGAGUUCAACGCGUACAAUGACCUGUUGAAGGACGAGUUACCGAAGCUCUUCCAACUGGAGCGUGAGUUUAUCCGGCCAUUGUUCCAGUCUUUCUAUUACAUGCAACUCAACGUCUUCUACACGCUCCAUGAGAAGAUGCAAGGAUGCGAUAUUGGAUACUUCAACCUCCAGCUCGACGUCGAAGAAGGAUACGAGGCGAAACGAGGCGAUAUCAAAGAGCUAGCAGAGGCGCUCUCCAUCGUCAAGUUCAAGACAGCAGGGGCAAGACGCCCCCCUGGACGACUCGGUGCACCAGGAAGCAAGCUCGCCAUCGAAGCAGGUAAACCUUCUCCUAAAGCCCUGCCCGCCCCAAGCCGGUCGUCAUUUUCAGACUCUUCUGAAAAUCCACCCCCACCUUAUUCAACUUCGUUAUCACCUGGUGAUGCGACUGUCGCACGAGCUAACUCCACGAGCUCCUCGUGGGGGGCAGCAGCAAAAGCAAAGGGGGCAGCAGCAAAAGCAAAGGGGGCAGCAGCAAAAGCAAAGGGGGCAGCUCCACCUCCCCCGAAGCCCAAGCCUUUAAGGUUGAGCGGCGUGCCUGCAGCAGAAACCGCUACAGCACUUUAUGACUAUGAGGCUCAGGCCGAAGGCGAUCUAAGUUUUACGACUGGAGACGUGAUUGAGAUUAUGACGAGAACGAAUAAUGAAAACGAAUGGUGGACUGGGAAGCUCAAGGGGAAGGAAGGACAGUUCCCAGGUGCGCUUGCUCUCCUUAACGGUUACAAACGGGUAGACAAGCUAACUUGUGAACCAGGAAACUAUGUCAAAGUGAACUAA